Molecule: messenger RNA, 2220 nt
Organism: Theileria equi strain WA
Lineage: Eukaryota; Apicomplexa; Aconoidasida; Piroplasmida; Theileriidae
Exons: 2
Coding region: 1-2220 (739 amino acids)
Molecular function (GO): RNA polymerase II CTD heptapeptide repeat phosphatase activity
Source: RefSeq, a predicted model, not a curated record
AUGGAGUCUGAGGAUCUAGAGGAACUAUUGGAAUCUGUAUUCGAUCUCGAAGAAGAUGAUUGGCAUGAAAUAUAUGCGGCAGAAGGUACUCCCUUGCCUUCACAGCUCCGAUGGAUUGCAAACGAAGGUUCCUAUGUGGUUAAGGACCAGAUUCUUGCCAUCCUCAGCCCAUUACAUGAAGAUGAACAAACCAGCGAUCAUAAAUAUGUGACUUGUGUUGAGGAAAACGAAUCUGAUGUAACGAAUGAUAAGGGAGUUCAAUGUUUAAAUGCUGACGAAUUUGAUUUGUCUGGAAAAAAUGGAAAUUGUUCAAAUAUGGAAAUAGAUCUAGUCAGUGCUUCAAACGUUGAUAAUAAUUAUGAAGAUAUUUCAGCUAAUUUAUCUACAAAAAAACCUGAUAACCUUCUUCUUAGAAGUACUGUAAGUGGAAAACUACAUAGAUUGGUACCGAAUUUAGCUGAAAUUAAAACUAAAAGCGAUAUUUUAGGUAGAAUAGAAUCAAGUGAAUGCAAUCAUGAGGUUGUAAUACACGGGUUAUGUGUUUAUUGUUCCACGCUUGUGAACCCUCCCAAAGAAGAUGAUUAUGAUAUUGAUCAGUCCGAUCCAAAGAGAAGAUGCGGCUCUUUUGAUCAAGUUGUGCCUGGUUUUAUUACAAAUGAUAGCGCAAUGCGAAUAAAUUCGUCACUAGCAUAUGAUAUGGAGUAUAAUGAAAUCCUGAAAGUUUUGCAAAAACGAAAGCUCUGUCUAGUGCUCGAUUUAGAUAAUACCUUGUUACACGCUUCUUCUCAAAAAUUACCGUCGGACGUUUAUGUAGAUGAAAUUGAUUUUUUGAGUAAAGAUGCAGAUAUAUUUAAGGAUGUACAGUAUAAUGAUGAUGAAGGUACUUUGAAAUUGCGGAAAAAGUUUGAAAGUAGCAUUAUACAAACUAUGGUUUAUAAUGAAUCCGAAACCAUGUGUUGUAAAAGUUACUUCAAGCUUAGACCUGGUGUAUUCAAGUUUUUAAAGGAAAUGAGUGCAAAAUUUGAGUUGUAUUUAUUCACAAUGGGAACUAAACAACACGCUUCCAGUUCCCUUAAAAUUCUAGACCCAAAACGAAUUUACUUUGGAAAUCGCAUAUUCUGUAGAAACGAUUCUAGAUCAUCUAUGAAAUCGCUCGAUCGUAUUUUCCCAAAGCACAAAAACUUGGUGCUUAUAGUUGAUGAUACUGAACAUGUAUGGACCUGCAACCUAGGCCUUAUAAAAAUUCAUCCCUAUUUCUUUUUUCCGGACCUAUCAUAUCUACAAUUCCAAGAUAUCAGAACACUUACAAGGAUAUCAGCAGCUUUACAGGCACCUGGAACAUAUUCUAAUUUUGUUUGGCAUAUGUUGGAGGAAAAAAUCUCGGAAAAAACGGAUAGUACGAAUGCUGACAAAAAUGAUGAACAGUUAAAAGAUGGAGAUGGGUUUUUGAUACCAUCAGCGAUUAAAAGAAAGAUUAUUAACUAUAACAAUUUGUUUAUUUCUAAUGAGAGGCCCUCCAAUAUUUACAUAAACCCUAUCAACGAACUUAGUGAGAAAAGUUCUAACACGCAGGAUAACCACAACAGUACUGAGUUAUUUAAAAAGGUCUAUGUAAGGGAUAAUGAUGCGCAGCUUUUAAAUAUUUCUGAACUCCUGGAAAAAGUGCACUCAAUGUAUUAUGACGAAUUCGAUCGAGUGGUUGAUGGGUUUUCGACUGACUCAAUUGCAGUGGAAUAUAACACAUCCUCAUAUGAUGAGCCAACUAGCAAGAAUAUAUCACACGAAGGAAAUUCUAAAUACAAACAAUCAUAUUCACUGGAUAUGGUGAAGCAGUUACUGGAUACCAAGACGCUUCCAGAAGCCGGGACUAUUCUACAGGACAUACGAAAAAAUGUUAUGUCUAAAGUCUGUCUAUAUGCUAAUCCACGUGAUUUUACAUGUCCUAAAACCGGAAGAAUUGUUGACUUUUUGGCUCAUUCGGAUUUUGGUCAGUGGGCCUCUAAAUUUGGGGCAAAAAUUACGAUCUCCUUUGAUGAAUCUGUUACACAUUACUUGUGCAACAACCCUCAUAAUGAUGAGAUUCAGUUCAAGCAUAAUGCUAAAAAAGUACAUGUAAAAUGGCUAGAAGCAGUUCUUUAUACUUGGAAGUUGGUUGAAGAAGAUAAAUUUAAUGCUAGUAAUUGGAGCGAUCCAAUAAGAUCAUUUUGGGAUCUCUUGUAA